UUCCGGGAAGGGGCGGAAGAGGCGGGCUGGUGGAGGCGGGGUCGAGAUGGCGGCGCCUUUGAGGAUUCAGAGCGACUGGUCUCAAGCCCUCAGGAAGGAUGAAGGGCAGGCCUGGCUGAGCUGUCAUCCCCCAGGAAAACCAUCUUUGUAUGGCAGUCUGACUUGUCAAGGAAUUGGCCUAGAUGGCAUCCCUGAGGUUACAGCUUCGGAAGGAUUUAUUGUGAAUGAAAUAAAUAAGAAAAGCAUUCAUAUUUCAUGCCCAAAGGAAAAUGCAUCUUCUAAAUUUUUGGCUCCAUACACUACUUUUUCCAGAAUUCAUACAAAGAGUAUAACAUGCCUGGACAUUUCCAGUGGAGGAGGCCUUGGUGUGUCUUCUAGUACUGAUGGAAGCAUGAAGAUCUGGCAGGCUUUCAAUGGAGAACUCAGAAGAGUAUUGGAAGGACAUGUGUUUGAUGUGAAUUGUUGCAGGUUUUUCCCGUCAGGCCUUGUGGUUCUGAGUGGGGGAAUGGAUGCCCAGCUGAAGAUCUGGUCAGCUGAAGAUGCUAGCUGUGUGGUGACCUUCAAAGGUCAUAAAGGAGGUAUCCUGGAUACAGCCAUUGUUGAUCGGGGGAGGAAUGUGGUGUCUGGUUCUCGGGAUGGGUCAGCACGACUUUGGGAUUGUGGACGCUCAGCCUGCUUGGGAGUCAUUGCAGAUUGCAGUUCUUCCAUCAAUGGAGUGGCGGUGGGUGCUGCUGACAACUCCAUAAACCUCGGCUCUCCCGAGCAGAUGCCCAGUGAACGGGAGGUUGGAACAGAGGGGAAAAUGCUGCUGUUGGCCCGGGAAGAUAAGAAACUUCAGUGCUUGGGACUACAGAGCAGGCAGCCGAUAUUCCAGUUUAUUGGCUCAGAUGCCUUCAACUGCUGUACUUUUCUUUCUGGCUUCUUGCUAUUGGCUGGGACUCAAGAUGGAAACAUUUAUCAGCUGGAUGUGAGGAGUCCAAGGGCUCCAGUACAAGUCAUCCACAGAUCAGGAGCACCAGUUCUAUCCCUGCUGAGUUUCAAAGAUGGAUUCAUUGCUAGCCAAGGUGAUGGAAGCUGUUUUAUUGUUCAGCAAGACUUAGACUAUGUCAUUGAACUCACUGGGGCUGACUGUGACCCUGUCUAUAAGGUAGCCACAUGGGAGAAGCAGGUCUACGCAUGCUGUCGAGAUGGUCUUGUGCGACGCUAUCAGCUUUCUGACCUCUGAGCCCUUGGAAAGAGGAGUUCCAGUUAGUGAAAAGGUUUGAGACUGAUCAAUACUGAGCAGAAACAUCAUCAGUCCUUCCCAAACACCAGGGCCAGGGCCAUUAGUGUCUUGGGCACCCAAGGUGCCACAGAAGUCACAGUUGGCUGGACCAUGUGAAACUAUCAUCCCAAGACCUACAUUGAACUGAGUAAGAAGCUCACAUGUGCUCACUGCAUUUGCCCCAACUUCUCUUUGUGUAAACUCACCCCAGCAACACAACACAAGGAUAUAGAUGCUUCCAGUUUGUUCUUAUACCAGUUGUGUUAAAUGUUUACAAGGACCAAAGUCUGUUCUCUGGAGAAAAUAAAAUAUGUUUGGAGGUGCCUGAAAUUGAAAAA
Carlito syrichta (Philippine tarsier) is the source of this 1602-nucleotide messenger RNA. It is a transcript of the gene PAAF1, whose product is annotated as proteasomal ATPase associated factor 1. NCBI's taxonomy places the organism in Eukaryota, Metazoa, Chordata, Mammalia, Primates, Tarsiidae. Bases 47 to 1225 code for a protein of 392 amino acids. The record is from RefSeq and is a predicted model, not a curated record. The transcript is spliced from 12 exons. Gene Ontology annotation, molecular function: protein binding.